Messenger RNA from Adineta ricciae, 957 nucleotides. Lineage: Eukaryota; Metazoa; Rotifera; Eurotatoria; Adinetida; Adinetidae. The record is from the annotation of a GenBank genome assembly.
AUGUCAUCAGAUACGGGAGUUUUACGUACUCCCGAAUCGGCAUUUGAUAAUCUUUUAGAUUAUCCAUUUCGACCAAACUACAUUGAUUUAGCAAAUCCGGGCUCGAUCGGUAAUGGCCGAACAAAACUACGUUUACAUUAUCUAGACGAAGGAAACAAGAAUAGUCCGGACACGAUUUUAUUGUUACACGGCGAGCCAAGCUGGAGUUAUUUGUAUCGACAUUUUAUUCCAGUCUUACGCCAGUAUCGAGUUAUAGCAGUUGAUUUGAUUGGAUUUGGAAAAUCGGAUAAACCAGCCAAUAAAGAAGAUUAUACUUAUCAAAGACAUGUGAAUUGGAUACGAGAGUUUAUUGAAAAACUGAAUUUAAACAAUAUUACAUUGUUUUGUCAGGAUUGGGGUUCUUUAAUUGGUUUACAAUUGGUUGGAACGAACGGAGUCGGUGAUCGUUUUGCUCGAGUUGCCGUUGCUAAUGGUGGAUUACCUACUGGUGAUGGAAAAAUUUCACAAGGUUUUCUUCAAUGGCGCAAUUUUGCAGCACAGCAGACAGAAAUGGAUGUCGGCAACGUAAUCAAGUUCGGAGUGGUCAAAGAUAUGAAACCGGAAGAAAUCGAUGCAUACAAUGCUCCAUUUCCAAAUGAGAAAUACCAAGCAGGUGCUUUAAUAUUUCCAUUGUUAGUUCCCAUCACUCCGGAUAAUCCAUCAUCGGAAUAUAAUCGUCAAGCAUGGAAGAAUUUGAAGAAUUUCCGUCGACCUUUUCUAACGCUUUUCUCGGAUUCCGAUCCGAUCACAGCUGGUCUUGACAAAGCUCUGCAAUCAAUGAUUCCAGGCACCAAAAAUCAACCACAUACGACAAUUACCGAAGCUGGACAUUUCUUACAAGAAGAUAAACCCCACGAAAUCGCCGAACAUCUGAUCAAGUUUAUCAAAAAUAAUCCUUUGGUAUCUUCACGAUUAUAA